AGACGCAGACGCUCUCCCGGUCGCCGGUGGCGGUUUGGUUUGGGCCCAUGUCAUGUCGCGACAGAAGAAUCAAAGUUUCAAGGGCCAUGGAUUGUCAAAAGGAAAAGAGCGAGAGCCAAGAACGUUAAUCCGGUUCAAGACCACACUCAUGAACACUCUCAUGGACGUUCUGCGCCACAGGCCCGGAUGGGUGGAAGUGAAAGACGAAGGCGAGUGGGAUUUCUACUGGUGUGACGUCAGCUGGCUGCGUGAGAACUUUGACCACACCUACAUGGAUGAGCAUGUGCGGAUCAGCCACUUCCGGAACCACUAUGAGCUUACCAGGAAGAACUACAUGGUGAAGAACCUCAAGCGUUUCCGGAAGCAGCUGGAGCGCGAGGCAGGGAAGGUGGAGGCAGCCAAGUGUGACUUCUUCCCCAAAACCUUUGAGAUGCCCUGCGAGUACCAUCUGUUUGUGGAGGAGUUCCGCAAGAACCCUGGAAUCACCUGGAUCAUGAAGCCUGUCGCCCGGUCUCAGGGGAAGGGCAUCUUUCUCUUCCGGAGACUGAAGGACAUCAUGGACUGGAGGAAGGGCACUGUGGGGAAGAAGCUCACCAUUGUGGAGGCACAGCCUAACCGUGCCAACAUGAACACCUCAGGUAGCCAUGACACGAAGAGUUCUGAUGACCAGAAAGACGAGAUACCAGUGGAGAACUAUGUGGCUCAGCGUUACGUGGAAAACCCCUACCUGAUAGGAGGCCGCAAGUUCGACCUGCGAGUCUAUGUUCUGGUGAUGUCGUACAUCCCUCUGCGGGCUUGGCUGUACCGUGAUGGCUUUGCCCGAUUCUCCAACACCCGCUUCACACUGAAUAGCAUCGAUGACCAUUAUGUUCACCUCACCAAUGUCGCCGUGCAGAAGACAUCUCCUGACUACCACCCCAAAAAGGGCUGCAAAUGGAUGCUCCAGCGCUUCCGACAGUACCUGGCCUCCAAACACGGUCCCGAGGCUGUAGAGACACUCUUCAGUGACAUGGACAACAUCUUCAUCAGGAGCCUGCAGAGCGUGCAGAAGGUGAUCAUCAGCGACAAGCACUGCUUCGAGCUGUAUGGCUAUGACAUCCUCAUUGACCAAGACCUCAAGCCGUGGCUCUUAGAAGUCAACGCAUCUCCUUCGCUGACAGCCAGCAGCCAGGAGGACUAUGAACUCAAGACGUGCCUGCUGGAAGACACCCUGCAUGUGGUGGACAUGGAAGCCAGACUCACAGGAAGGGAGAAGAGAGUCGGGGGCUUCGACCUCAUGUGGAAUGAUGGCCCUGUCAGCAGAGAGGAGGGGCCUCCUGACCUAUCAGGGAUGGGAAACUUUGUGACCAACACACACUUAGGCUGCGUCAAUGAUCGGAAGGAGCAGCUGAGACAGUUGUUCCGAUCCCUUCAAGUGCAGAAGAAAGCUCCUGGCUGACCGUAGACAGGCAGGAGGCCCUGGCAGGUGCCGCCCUGGCCUCUCACAGCAGGACUCCUCCGGCACUGCACACCAGUUCUCACCUCCCUCCAGCCUGGCCGCCAUUUUAUUGGAGAGGCAGCCUCUGCUUGCUACUUGGACCAGACACCCUAGACUCCCCACUCUAGCAACCCCCCCCCCCAUCUCUGAAGCAGGGACAGC
Messenger RNA from Arvicola amphibius (Eurasian water vole), 1639 nucleotides. It is a transcript of the gene Ttll9, whose product is annotated as tubulin tyrosine ligase like 9. The transcript is spliced from 15 exons. NCBI's taxonomy places the organism in Eukaryota, Metazoa, Chordata, Mammalia, Rodentia, Cricetidae. Gene Ontology annotation, cellular component: cilium. Bases 53 to 1438 code for a protein of 461 amino acids. Gene Ontology annotation, molecular function: tubulin binding; tubulin-glutamic acid ligase activity; ATP binding. Gene Ontology annotation, biological process: microtubule cytoskeleton organization; protein polyglutamylation. The record is from RefSeq and is a predicted model, not a curated record.